Molecule: messenger RNA, 2757 nt
Organism: Rubroshorea leprosula
Lineage: Eukaryota; Viridiplantae; Streptophyta; Magnoliopsida; Malvales; Dipterocarpaceae
Source: the annotation of a GenBank genome assembly
UAAAGACGAAAAGAGAGAUGAGAGGUAGAGAGAGAGAGAGAGCUCGGGGACGAAGAACACAAGGUAAACGGAUUGCACAGCCAUAUGAGAGGUUCAGAUUCGAGGAUAGGGGACGGUUCCAACCGGAGGUGGGAGGUUAUGACAAGAGAAUAUACAACCAGGCAGUUCCCUUUUACUUCACUAACUUUCCAGAGGAAUGGUCGUUUGAGCAGAUGUGGCAUACUUUUAACAGAAUAGGACUUGGAAGGGUGCUGGAGAUUGAUUGCCCGACGAAGAGGGAUAGGUUGGGUAGAAGAUUUGGGUUUGUUCGGUUCCUGGAUGUGAAGAAUGAAGCUGCUUUAGAAAGAAGAUUGAAUGAAGUAAGAAUAGGGAGUCAGAUCCUACAAGCAAACAAACCAAGGUAUACCAAGUGGGAUCGUCAAAAAACACUGAUUUCUAACAACCGAUCCAAGGCUUGGGAUUGGAGACAACAAAGCCUUUAUGGUAAUGGUAGAAGACCAUCAUAUGCGGAGGUAGUUAAAGCAGCAAAUAGCAGGAUGGAAGAAAGGUCGAAUCAAGAAAGAAGAAAAGAAGGAACAGAGCAACGGCAUGGAAACAAUGGCGCUAGCGUCUAUGGAGCUCAACAAAGGGAAUGGAAACCGAAACACCAACAGCAGCACUGGUCAGGUAUGGAGCUGAACGUCGAUUUGGAGGAAUAUGCAUGGCUAGAAAAAUGCUUUGUGGGUACAGUGCACUCGGUGAACUCCAUAUCUAAUCUGCAAGAAAAAUUCUACAUGGAAGGAAUUUUCUUUACCAGCAUUAGACCAAUGGGAGGUAGAUUAGUGUUAUUAGAAGCCAAGGAACAUGAGGAUCUGAAGGAGCUUGUCGAUACUGGUAAAGAAUGGCUGGGAAAGUGGUUUGAAGAUGUGAAGCCAUGGACACCCACAGUGGUCGCAGCGGAGAGAUUUGCUUGGAUCCGAUGUCAGGGGCUCCCAGCGCAUGCUUGGAAGCCGGAGACCUUUCAAACCUUUGGAAGAUUAUGGGGAAAUGUUGUAAUGAUAGAUGAGAGCACGAUAAGCAAGGAGAGAUUGGACAUUGCAAGGUUCCUUAUAUCCACACCAUCCAUGGAAUCUAUUUCAAAGUCUAUCACAGUGAAGAUCAAUGGAGAAUUCUUCACACUCAUGUUCACAGAAGAGGAAUCAACAAACAAUCUCUUUACCAUGAGGUCUGACAGGACUCUUCAUACACCCAGUGAAGAGGAAGAAGAAAGCAACGAUGAUGUGGCAAUUCGAAGGGCUGAGGUGGGGGAUGAGGUGGCAUCACUGAACAUGGGGGAUGGUAAUAAGUAUGAGGUGGCAACUCAAAGGGAUGAGGUGGCUUCACCGAACAUGGGGGAUGAAAAUGAGAACAACAUGGCAAGUCCAAAAGCUGAGGUGGCUAAGCACAACGAUGAGGCAGUUUGCAGCAAAAGGAACGAGGACGAGGAAGCAAGCACUGGAACCGAGAUAGUCCAGGAAACAGAGGGUAUGGGUGAUUACAGAAGGACGCUCCUUGAUUCAAAUUCAAACUUUCAACGAGUGGGAGAAACAAGAAGGAUUUGGACGGAUCCAGAUUUGGUGAAUAAUAAAGUUGAUACAGGAAACUUCCAAAUUGUCAGCCAAUUGAUUACAAAUGCAAAAAUGGGCAGCUAUGACAAGACUUAUCAAAGAAGAAAAGAUUUAUUAGCAGAAGACUGCAGGAGAGGCGGACAGGAAGGAAGAUUUGAUAAAGGAUUAAAUGAUGGGCUGCCAACUAAAGGAAUGGGCCUUCCGGAGGAGCUUGGGCCGAAAAAUGACCAACCGGAUGAUAUACAAGAAUCAAUAAACAUAGGCCCAAAGAAGCAUAAGGAGAAUAAAAGCAACAGACCCAAAGCACGGGACAGGAAAUCAGAAAUUUCUUUCUGGGACGACCUCGGCAGUGACUCAGGCACAGAAGCAAGAUGGAUGAACAGAAACGAUGGCUGCGAGAAAAGAAAGAAAAAGAGAAGAGCAAAGUCCUGUGCAUCAAUGUACAGAAAAUUCGGGGGAUUAGAUGGCUUCUUGAUUCAACAGAAAAACAAAGGGCAGAAAAAAUCAGCCGUUGAGACAAAGAAGAAGAUCUUGUUUGAGAAAGAUCUGGAGAAAUCAAUUGCAGAUAAUUCGAUCAACGACAGCAACAUCCAGAAUUGUAAUAAAAGCAUUGAAACGAGAAGUAGAAAAAGGAACAUGGAAGCUCUGUGGUCACGGGUGAAAGAAUUCGGAGUGAGUGCACAAACAGAGGAAAUUUCAGUGCUGCAGAAAUUGGUAGACAUGGAAAGCCGUGACAAAGCAAGAUGGAGACAGGAGGAAGAAAAAAAGAACCGAAAAGGAGACCAGGUGAUGCCCCAUUUUCCAUGAUUUUAUUGUCAAUUAAUAUUAGAGGAUUAGGGGGGAUAGGCAAGAAAAGGGAGAUCCGGGAAUUAGUAGCUAAACAGAAAGUUGAUUUUUUGUUUAUUCAAGAAACUAAAAUGGAGAGUGUAGAUAAAAGGCUCUGUAGAAUGAUCUGGGACUCAGAUAAUUUUGAGUGGGUUGCACAACCCGCAAAUGGAGCAUCAGGAGGAAUUUUAACUAUAUGGAAUUCCACUGUUUUCAAGAAGAUUAGCAUUUUAGAAGGUGCAGGGUAUCUGGGAGUGGUGGGGUUUUGGGGAGAAGAGAACAUUCCUUGCUAUUUGGUUAAUGUUUAUUCCUCAUGUGAUCUGGUAAAUAAAAGAAUUUUAUGGGA